CCCUUAGUGCAGGCUCUUCUCAAGUACAAGUGGAACAGCCUUGGACGAUACGUGUACUACUUUGCGCUUGGGGUAUAUCUGCUCUUCCUGUGCACCUUCACCAUGUACGUGACUCACACUCCGCCACCAUUCAACGUAUACGAUGAGACUCGCCAUGAGAUGCGUGACCUCACUGAACUCUUCGACAACGAGCAUGAAUGCCCACACGUGGUUGAUGAUAACCGACCGCCAUGGUUGUCUAUGUGCAGAUGGGUUGUGAUAGCUCUGGCCAUCGCACAGCUCAUUAAAGAGCUCUUCCAACUGAUUACCCGUCGACACCGUUACAUCUCCUUCGAAAACGCCAUUGAGUGUUUCAUUUACACGUCCGGCAAUUAUCUCAGUGAUGGACUUGUCACCCUGUUCGGAGAGCACCUGGUAUACGAAUGGUAA
This is a messenger RNA of Ostertagia ostertagi, 429 nucleotides long. The record is from the annotation of a GenBank genome assembly. Lineage: Eukaryota; Metazoa; Nematoda; Chromadorea; Rhabditida; Trichostrongylidae.